AGAGACCCUGACUUGAGAACCUUGACCAAUUCAUUUGGCAUUUCGGCGCAAACUUGGAAAUUUGAGUUGAAGAUAUGCUAGCGCUAGCACAGGAUGAAGGACAUGAUGCUGUGGGCGGACAAAAGAGUUCGAUACUCCACGCGAUACAAGAUCGGACCGUUACGCUUUAUUCUGGAUCUGUCGUUUUAAAGAAGGGCAGACGACUUAAAUUAGAUGAAAAGUAUGCUCUCGAAUUUGCAGCACACAUUAACCUACCUGUUCCCCAGGUAUAUAAUGCACAGAAAGAUUCUGGGGAAGGAGAAACUAGCUUAUGGAUGGAGUACAUUCAUGGCGAUAGACUUGACCUUGUAUGGCCGAGUAUGACAGAAUGCGAGAAAGAUCAUAUUUGUAAUCAGUUACGAGAAAUCCUUGAGACAAUGCGAUCUGCUCCAUCGACUAAUAGACGUAUUGGAUCCUGCUCAGACGGAUCCGCACGAGAUUUACGUCAAUACUCUGAUUAUAGCGGAGGACCUUUUUUGGACGAAGCAAGCUUUAACCUAUUCUACUGUGACCUUGUUCAGACGACCCCGAGUCCCGUGCUCGAAGCAUUACACCAACAACUUCGCACUGAUCAUCGCAUCGUUUUUUCACAUUGCGACCUCUCACAGCAUAAUAUUUUAGUAAAGAAUGGGAAGAUUACAGGCUUGCUUGAUUGGGAAUAUGCCGGUUGGUAUCCUGAGCACUGGGAAUAUAUCAAACUUUUCGACAGACCUUCGAAACAUGUAGACUGGAAGAAUCGGGCAAGACAAAUCUUUCCUCAGUCUUACAGCCUUGAACUGGUAUGCCAUCAAGCUAUUACUCGAUGGCAGCGACCGUAAUCUAACUAAGGCUCAUCACGAGCAGAGAGGUGGAACUUGCAUUAAAUUUGAAUGCUGUCUCCAGAGAAGUGGAGGCUGCUCAGUUAACUAUAGUAGAUCUCGAGCGGCGUUUGGACAAGGCGCUGAAGGACAAGGAAUUCUAUCGCCAUAGAUUAGCUAUUUCAGAAAUUCGAGAAAAGACUGGAGGCACAAAAGGCAUCUAGGUCGGCAAUAAUGGCUUCAUUCGCAAUGGCUGCACUUAGCGGUGAUAUGGCGUACCGCUAUCUGCUCGGCGAAGGCGGGCAUCUGGUCGAGAAGGCGUUCCAAGACAGCCAGAGCGGGCCCUUGGGCUUAAAGACAAUGGAAUGCCGGGCCAAGAUGAUCAAGCAUACCAUUGACUUUAUCGCUCUUGAAGCCUUGGACUUUGUCCAAAUGGACCACCCCGAUUCGAAUGGCAGGCUCCUGAAUUCG
Pseudovirgaria hyperparasitica is the source of this 1307-nucleotide messenger RNA. Its product is annotated as kinase-like protein. The transcript has 2 exons. NCBI's taxonomy places the organism in Eukaryota, Fungi, Ascomycota, Dothideomycetes, Acrospermales, Acrospermaceae. The coding region runs from base 75 to 857 and encodes 260 amino acids. The record is from RefSeq and is a predicted model, not a curated record.